This is a messenger RNA of Achroia grisella, 3578 nucleotides long. RefSeq lists its product as uncharacterized. Gene Ontology annotation, biological process: proteolysis. The transcript has 6 exons. Bases 141 to 3437 code for a protein of 1098 amino acids. The record is from RefSeq and is a predicted model, not a curated record. Gene Ontology annotation, molecular function: serine-type endopeptidase activity. NCBI's taxonomy places the organism in Eukaryota, Metazoa, Arthropoda, Insecta, Lepidoptera, Pyralidae.
CAUCUUUGCGUUCGUCGAUGUAUAAAGCGUCGUGGUGGUAGAUUUGACAGUCAUUCGGAGGCAAACAGUGCGCCGGUGCAGUGGUUAAACUUAUAUUACAUCAUCUAAAGUGAUACGGUAAAGAUAGCUCAAGCAAAAAAAUGCGGUGGUUUACAUUCAGCUGCAUAUUACUGUCAUUGCUAUUAGGAAGUACUUUAGCGGAAUGGUCAUGGGGUGAAAAAUCAAGCGAUCAAACUAAAGAACUAGACAAUCAAAAAUCUACAGAGUUACUGCAAGGAGAGAAAUUGCCUGAAGCACAGGAAAAAAACUUUGAGUCUAACAGCACUGUGCUUGAUGAUAUCGUUGACGAAUUGGUCAGCAGCAAACAAGGCAGAAGUUUGGGUGGUUUUGAUGGUGUUGAUGAUGUGUACAGCGAUCCCACAAUCAAGGAAGCCUUGGAUGCAGGUGAUGACGCUGAAGCUAGAAAUCUUAUCAAAGGACGUCUCUGCACACUAGGGCUUAUUGAAUGUGACGAAGAAUCUCAGGAAAAACGUACUUACUUGUCACCCGAUGAACUAAUUUACGCCCAACCAGUUGAUAUAAAACCUGUUGGUAAACCAAUUGCAUCAAUCCCUGUACGUGGACCACCUAGAGCUUAUGGACCUCCAAAACCAAUGCCAUAUCCGUCCCGCCCACAGAAGAUUCCACCAAAGCGUGUAGGAUAUGGUGGCAACUACGCGAACAACUACCGACCAGGUUUUUCUGAGAAAUACGGCGUUGCAAGCAAUAACUUUCAAUUUUCUCAAAGCAGUGGACUAUAUAGUGGACAUGAAUCUAACUACGUAACAAAGCCGCCAAGCUUUCCUAGUGAAUCUCCAUAUGCCUUUGAAAAUUCUAAACCAAUUUACAACAAAGGGCCCAUCACACAGUCUUCCAGCAAAACUGAAUCAGUUGUACAGCAACAUGUUCACCAUCACUAUGUUCAUGGUGAGGGUGAUAAAGAACCAAAAGUAAUUAUUAAGCCAGUAGCAAUACCAGUAGGAUCUAUUGGACACCUAGAAUCUAUCGGAAGUCUAACCUCACAGUCACAUGCACAACAGUCAACCGAUAUAAUAACUGGAGGUGGAAAUGAUUUUAGCAGCGUACAUUCAGGUGGUUUUAAACCUAUGACAGGGGGCUACUUAGAAAACAAACCAGUUUAUGAAACUGACACAAUCUAUGGUUCUCAAUAUAGUCACAAUGGUUUUAACAAAGGUAGCUCUAAUAUUUUAACACAGUCUUUGCCAAACCUCAAUUCUAACAAUGGUUUCGAAGAUCAAAAAUACGGCAAUUCGUUGGGUGCUUAUGCUACUCAAAAUAGCGAAUUUUAUAAAAAAGAGUUAAAUGUAGGAUCUACAGACAAUUUAUACAACCGAGCUCCCGCUACAUUUGGUCAAAAUAAUGUAUAUCAAAAUAAUUAUCAUGAAGCUAAAGCUCAAGGAUUUGACUGUGUCUGCGUAAAUUACGAUCAAUGUCCUAGUCAAGAAAUUAUUGGCCGUAGAGAUGAUUUGUACUUACCCAUUGAUCCACGUAACAAAGGAAGUGACAUCACUGCUUUAACGGAAGAACAAUUGGACAAUCUUACAAAGGUGGAUGCCUCUGAAAGCAUUGUCGAAAGAAAAGGAAAUGAUACAGAAACUGAUGUAAAAAAAAUAAGCAAACGAGAAACCAAAGAUGACGAUAGUACUACAGAAUCUUCAAAGGAAAUUCAGCCGCGCCUCAUUGGAUUGGCCGGAUAUGGCGGCAAUGGCGGCAAUAACAACAAACAAGUGCAGCCCACGUUUGGUGUCUCUUUUGGGUUGCCCCAACCAACAUAUGGUGGAUAUCCCAUCAAUCCUUUUAACUCUAAUCCUCUUUAUAACCCUUAUGGUCCAGCUCUUAAUAGCGGCGGUCUUAAUUUGGGCCUAAUUUCUGUAAAUCCUUUAUUAUCAGUUCAAGUUUCAAAAAAUGAUUAUGGUGAAAAAGUAGUAAAGCCCUUUGUAAAUUUACAUGUGACCCCUAACGAACACGUAGUAGAUAAAUUUAAGCACCUAUUUCAUGAAAAAAAAUUGUAUUUACUUAAUAAACAUGAGCACUAUCACCACUUUACACAUCCUCAUCAUUUUAAUCAUUAUCAUAAACCAAUUCCUCCUCCUUAUCCCCAUUAUCCCCAACAUCAUGGUCCACCAGUCUACUCCCCGCAUUACCCACAUUACAAAACCAUUUACACAAAUAAUCAUCCAUAUGAUGGUCAUCCCGAAAAUCACGGUAAUGAUGAUUACUACGAUGACGAGGAUAAUGUAGGACACUAUGAUGACAAUAAUGAUUACCUUAAUCAAAAUUAUGGUUUUGAAAGAUCAGCAAAUACUAGUGCAAAUGAUAGACAAAGUAAUUAUGCCACAAGAUAUUCUUAUUCCCGUUCCUUGACCCUCCCACCAAAUCAUGGGGCAAGCCGCGGAGGCCAAACCGUUCGCUUUCCUGAGAAUAGAAAGAAGAGAGAAAUCAAUAUUGAAAACCUUAAUAAAAAUAUAGAAGAGCGUCAAGGAUACAUAGGGCAACAACCUGUUCAACAGUGCCGCCCAAAUCAAGUUUGCUGUAGAAGACCACUUCGACCUCAAGCAGGAAACCGAGGCCAGUGUGGUAUCAGACACUCCCAAGGAAUUAACGGCAGAAUAAAAACUCCAACAUAUGUCGAUGGCGAAAGUGAAUUUGGAGAGUAUCCAUGGCAGGCAGCUAUAUUAAAAAAGGAUCCAAAAGAAUCUGUCUACGUUUGCGGAGGAACGCUUAUUGAUGGGCUUCACAUAAUCACAGCAGCCCAUUGUAUCAAAUCAUACAAAGGAUUCGAAUUGAGAGUACGCCUCGGUGAAUGGGAUGUUAAUCGUGAUGUAGAAUUCUAUCCUUACAUCGAAAGAGACGUUGUAUCGGUACACGUUCACCCAUUAUACUAUGCCGGUACAUUGGACAACGAUCUUGCUAUUCUCAAAUUGGAUCAUCCAGUCGAAUGGACAAAAUAUCCGCAUAUCAGUCCCGCCUGCCUGCCUGAUAAAUAUACAGACUACUCUGGACAGCGAUGCUGGACAACUGGUUGGGGCAAGGAUGCGUUCGGUGACUACGGCAAAUAUCAAAAUACUCUAAAGGAAGUAGAUGUACCCGUACUGUCUCACGGGCAAUGUCAACAACAGUUAAGACAAACCAGAUUAGGCUACAAUUAUGAACUAAAUCAAGGAUUCCUUUGUGCUGGUGGAGAAGAAGGCAAAGAUGCCUGCAAGGGCGACGGUGGUGGCCCAUUAGUAUGCGAACGUGGCGGUACUUGGCAAAUUGUAGGAGUGGUCUCGUGGGGCAUUGGCUGUGGUCAAGUUGGAGUACCCGGCGUCUAUGUCAAAGUAGCCCACUAUCUAGACUGGAUCUCGCAGAUUACGGGCAAAUUUGCGCCAUACUGAAACUUUCUAUGAAGUCACAAAUACGACUGAAGACAACCCAUAAUUAUAUUUAUUUCUAGGUAUUAGACCUAUUUAUUAAUUAUAAUUUAUUAUAUUUUAACUUUGGAAGGUAAUAUCCAGAGAUUACGAGUAAUUGCUUAU